Saccharomyces eubayanus is the source of this 987-nucleotide messenger RNA. It is a transcript of the gene LIP2, whose product is annotated as lipoyl(octanoyl) transferase LIP2. Gene Ontology annotation, cellular component: mitochondrion. The record is from RefSeq and is a predicted model, not a curated record. Gene Ontology annotation, biological process: protein lipoylation. The transcript has a single exon. Gene Ontology annotation, molecular function: lipoyl(octanoyl) transferase activity. The coding region runs from base 1 to 987 and encodes 328 amino acids. Lineage: Eukaryota; Fungi; Ascomycota; Saccharomycetes; Saccharomycetales; Saccharomycetaceae.
AUGUCGAGAUACAUUCAGCGAUCGGCGUACAGAACUUUUAAUGCCUAUAAGUGGCGGUGCUUUAGCACGCAAUCCUUUGCCUUUAAGGAAAUGACACAUCCUAUAAAACCAUCUGCACAAAUCCUCAGACAUCUACAAUUCACACAAAGAAUACCCUUUCAAGAAGGUCUGGAAAUACAGGAGAAGCUCGUCAGAGCAAACUUAGAUAUCAAGGACAUCCAAUCCAAGAUYGAGAGGAAACUUAUUCAAUUGGAUGAAGAGCACAAAGGCACAGCAACGAUAAACGACAGCGAAAAAAAGAUACUGGACAAUAUUAUGGCAAUGAAACCCAACCCAAUAAUAUUAACAUUUGAGUUUGAACCAACGUAUACUGGUGGGAAAAGAAUCAAGAAAACUAUGACACCAGAUCAAAUAGCUAGCUAUGAAAGUUUUAUUCCAGAAACGCAAAAGAAUAAUCCGAAACCAAGAUUCGUUCAGGUUGAAAGAGGUGGACAGGUAACAUUCCAUGGGCCAGGCCAAAUUGUUAUUUACAUUAUUUUGGAUUUAAAGACAUUCCACAAUUUCCCUGCGAAAUGCUUGGUUUCAUGUAUCGAACAGGCGACUAUCAAAACAUUAAUGGAUACAAAAAUGAGCAAUGAUUCUGGUAAAUCCUUGAACUUAGAUGCUGUAACGACUAAGGAAACUGGGGUUUGGGUUGAAAAUGGCAAAAAGAAGAUUGCCAGCAUUGGAGUACACGUCAGACGUUCUAUAACAUCGCAUGGAGUAGCAAUAAACGUCAAUACUGAUCUAUCGUACAUGAACAAUUUCGAAAUGUGUGGUUUGAAGAGCACCUCAACGACUUCAGUCAAGGAGCAACAACCCGAUGCCCAUGUCGAUGUACAAAGUAUAGCAAUUAGUUUCGUUAAAGAAAUGACAAAACUGCUGGGGAUAAAGACCUUGGAAAGAAUGCAAAUUGAUGACAUCAAUACACUAAAAAACAACCAGUGA